This is a messenger RNA of Gastrolobium bilobum, 2912 nucleotides long. RefSeq names its product G-type lectin S-receptor-like serine/threonine-protein kinase At4g27290. The coding region runs from base 266 to 2749 and encodes 827 amino acids. Lineage: Eukaryota; Viridiplantae; Streptophyta; Magnoliopsida; Fabales; Fabaceae. The transcript is spliced from 7 exons. The record is from RefSeq and is a predicted model, not a curated record. Gene Ontology annotation, molecular function: protein serine/threonine kinase activity; ATP binding. Gene Ontology annotation, biological process: protein phosphorylation; recognition of pollen.
GCAUCGUGAGAUCUUUUCCUUUGUCUCUGACUCUCUUCCCUUGAGCUUCUGUUACUUGUUUCAUGAGUCUCGUCUCAUUCUAUUACAUGUCAUCUCUUCCUUUGCAUAGUAAAACCACAUAGUCUCACUAAAACUAAUAUCUCCCAAAAUUCUACUAGUGAGUUAAAGGCCAUGAAAGUGAGCAUAUUGUUUAUGUAAUUUGGAAGUCAUUGAAAAAUCACUCUUCUUUAAACCCCAACUUUCGGACACAGUUCUUUACAGAAUAAUGGUGUAUAACAUCUUGUUUAGUUCUUAUUUAUUUAUUUGGUUCUUAUUAUCCUCCCACGUGACGGUAAGUUCAACUUCACUGGACAGUUUAGCAGGGAAUCAAUCUAUCCGAGAUGGUGAGACUUUAGUUUCAGAAGGUGGAACUUUUGAAGUGGGUUUCUUCAGCCCUGGAAGUUCAACAGGUCGAUACUUGGGUGUAUGGUACCGCAAUAUAUCCCCUUUAAAAGCGGUAUGGGUGGCCAACCGAGAAACACCACUCCACAAUAAUUCAGGAGUUUUAAAACUCAAUCAAAGUGGCGUUCUUGUUAUUCUCAAUAGCACAAACAGCAGUGUUUGGUAUUCCAACAUAUCAAGCCAAGCAGUGAGUAAUCCAAUUGCGCAGCUCUUGGACUCUGGAAAUCUUGUGGUGAAAAAUGGACAGGGUGCUGACGAGGACAACUUUUUAUGGCAAAGUUUUGAUUAUCCGGGGGAUACACUUCUGUCUGGGAUGAAGCUUGGUUGGAACUUAGAAACUGGUCUACAAAGGUUUCUAUCAUCUUGGAAAAGUGCAGAUGAUCCAGCUAAGGGAGACUACUCAGUUAAACUUGACCUUAGAGGAUAUCCUCAACUUUUUAGAUUCAAGGGAUCUGCAAUAGAAUAUAGAUUAGGGUCGUGGAAUGGCCUGACUAUUACAGGAUAUGCAAAUCAUCAGGUCGAAACAAAAGUUAGAUAUGAAUUCGUUUUGAAUGAAAAACAAGUGUAUUUUGAGAUUGAUUUCAUAGAUAGAUCGACGUUUACCAUGUAUACACUGACCCCUUCAGGGGUCGAGCAAAAAUUAGUUUGGACAAGUCAAACAAGCAGGCAAGUUAUAACAUUUGGGGGAGUAGAACCGUGUGAAAACUAUGCCUUAUGUGGUGCAAAUUCUAUAUGCAAGAUGGAUGAUAAGAAUUUUCCAUCCUGUGAAUGCCUCAAAGCAUAUGUUCCCAAGUUUCCUGAACAAUGGACUAAAUCCAAUUGGUCUAACGGUUGUGUUCCAAGGACUAAAUCUAGUUGUAGAAACAACAACACGGACGGGUUCUGGAAGUACUCAGGAUUGAAAAUACCGGACACAUCUUGGUCAUGGUAUAGUAAGACAAUGAACAUUGAUGAAUGUCAGAAGUUAUGUCUGAAAAACUGUUCCUGCACAUCAUUUGCUAAUUUGGAUAUCAGUAAAGGAGGAAGUGGCUGUCUGCUUUGGUUUCAUAAUCUGAUUGAUACGAUGCAAUCCUCUCACGUGGGACAAGACCUUUACAUCAGAGUCCCUGCUUCAGAACUUGAAGUUCAUGUUGCAGUUAAUGGCCAUGGACACAAGAAGAAGAAGCUGGUAGGAAUUACAGUUUCUGUGAUUAUUUUCGGAUUAACUACAUGCUUCAUCAUAAUCAUACUUAGAAGGCGAGGUGUACCAAGCAAAAUUUUCGGGAAGCAUUUCAAAGAUAGACUGAGGAAGGAAGACAUUGAUCUGCCAACAUUGGAUUUGGCAAUCAUAACUAAAGCUACUGAAAACUUUUCAAGCAGUAACAAACUGGGAGAAGGUGGCUUUGGACCAGUAUACAAGGGAAAACUCAAUGAUGAGCAACUGAUAGCUGUAAAAAGGCUUUCAAAGAAGUCUGGACAAGGAAUUGAAGAGUUCAAAAAUGAAGUGGUGUUGAUCGCCAAACUCCAGCACCGAAAUCUUGUUAAGCUUCUUGCUUGCUGCAUUCAAGGAGAAGAAAGAAUGUUGAUAUAUGAAUACAUGCCCAACAAAAGCUUGGACUACUUUAUUUUUGAUGAAACUAAAAGGAAGGUUUUAGAUUGGCCUAAGCGUUUAAACAUUAUCAGUGGCAUUGCUCGAGGACUUCUCUAUCUUCAUCAAGACUCUAGAUUGAGGAUCAUUCAUAGAGAUCUAAAAACUAGCAAUGUUCUUCUAGAUGCAAAUUUGGAUCCAAAAAUAUCGGACUUUGGCUUGGCUCGAACAUUUUUGGGAGAUCAAGUGGAGGCAAACACAAAUAGGGUGGUUGGAACAUAUGGUUACAUGCCUCCCGAGUAUGCCGUGCAUGGGCAUUUCUCUAUGAAAUCAGAUGUGUUUAGUUAUGGUGUGAUAAUACUAGAGAUUGUAAGUGGGAAGAAGAAUAGAGGAUUUUCAGACCCAGAACACUAUCGUAACCUUCUUGGACAUGCAUGGAGAUUAUGGGCUGAAGAGAGGGCACUAGAGCUAUUGGAUGAAGUGUUCGGGGAACAAUGCACACUCUCUGAAGUCAUGCGAUGCAUACAGGUUGGCCUAUUAUGCGUGCAACAAAGACCAGAAGAUAGGCCAGACAUGUCAUCUGUGGUUCUAAUGCUCAAUGGUGAGAAAUUAUUGCCACAACCAAAGGCUCCUGGCUUCUACAUUGAAAAUAAUGUUACACCUGAAGUACAUUCUUUGUCGGUAAAUCGCAAACUGUGCUCAGCUAAUGAAAUUUCCAUUUCAGUGCUAGAUGGAAGAUAGGAUAGGAUAUGGAAGCAAGAAAAUGACAUGGUUUCACCUUCCAAUGUCGUAUAAAUUGGUUAUUCUGAACAUACAAAAUUAGGGAACUCCUGCUUACUUAUUCGAGUGUAUUUUAUGAACUCCUGCUUGUUCUUUCUACAGUGUAUCUAGAUACGCUAUAAAA